AUGAAUCCGCAAAUCAGCAACCUAGCCAUCAUGCUUGUCAUGAUGCAAGUGUCGCGUCGUCUCGACUUGGAAAACCCCAGCAUCUUGCUGUACGUUCGUAUUGCGUACUGCACCAGUGUGGCCGUGGCGUGGAUCGUCUACCAGCUGGCCAGAUCCCGUAUCGUCCAGAAAAACGACCUCACUACGCUGAAAUACGUGGCUCCAGCCAACGCCAUGGCUGGCGAAACUGAGGGCAAGCUGCAGGUCACAACCGUCAGAGACUACGACUUGAAAGAACUCGAUUCCGCCAUCAAAUCCAUCUACACCGGGUUGGCCAUGAUGGGCUUCAUGCAUCUGUACAUGAAAUAUACUAACCCAUUGUUGAUGCAAUCGAUCUCUCCAGUCAAGUCUGCUCUUGAGCACAACGAGGUCAAAAUCCAUCUUUUUGGUAAACCAGCCUCGGGCGACCUCAAGAGACCUUUCAAGGCUCCCUCGCUCUUUGGCGGCUUCGGUGCUGGCCCAGACGCCAAAACUGACAAGAAGUCUAUCGAAGAGGCAGAGACCGCUGGCCAAGGUGGUGUUAAAGCUGAAUAG
Molecule: messenger RNA, 573 nt
Organism: Lachancea sp. 'fantastica'
Lineage: Eukaryota; Fungi; Ascomycota; Saccharomycetes; Saccharomycetales; Saccharomycetaceae
Source: the annotation of a GenBank genome assembly